UUUGAACUGUUGCUAACAUGCUGUGGAAUGAAUUAGGUCUUUGAGUAUAUAUUUUUGUGAUCGGUCGUUUGUUUCCCCACAGACUUUCCUCCAUUUGGACCCUGCAGCUGAGAACUCAAGAGCGUUCGGGUGCAGCCAUGGCUCUGAAGGAACUCCUUCUCGCCCUGCUGCUUCUGUGUUCGAUCCUCUUCCUGGUCUCCUUGGUGGACGGGAACCAACACAAUUAUGAGACAUUCCUGAGGCAACACGUCGACCCGAGGCGGAUGUCAACCAACCCCAGUUCCUACUGUCAGUGGAAGAUGAGAGUGCAGGGCCUGACGAGUUCCUCCUGUAAGAAAAGAAACGCCUUCAUCCAUGCCAGGCCCAGCCACCUCAAACUCGUCUGUGGUGCUGGAGGAAUGAACAUGAACCGCACCAUUUCAGAUAGCCAGGCCGACUUCACCGUGACUAACUGUUAUUCCAAGGGGGGGUCCCCACCAAGACGCUGCAGAGAUACAGAGGCAGAACUGAGCGGCGGAGGAUCCGCGUGAUCUGCUUCAGAGGGGUCCCCGUGCGUUUAGUAGGAGUUCACACUGUCUGAGACCGGCAUUAUACCUGCAGACAAGUUUUUCAUUUAAAGUAGGGUUGCAGAGUAGUGGAAACAUUGUGGGGCGGCAGCAUCCCAGGGGAAACGUUAAAAAGGAAACAAGUUCUUAUCAUCAAAUUCCUGGUGGUUCCUAGACCUCCCUGACAGUGACAAAGGGUAGUUCUAGGAAUUGCCAGGAAGCGUAUGAUGAAACUGUUCGCUCUUGCCAUAGAGUUCCCAGUAAUCCCUAAAGCUAUCCUUUUGUCGCUUUCAGGUAUCUCUAGGAAUUGUCAGGAACUCUAUGGUAAGACAUUCCUGUAUGUAGAUGAGGCCUUAUUUUUCUUUUUAGUUUUUCUUUUGCUGUCACUCUGAUGGGGGGUGGGACACACAAGAAAUCGGGUUGAGAGAUUCUGCCACCCCCUCUUGGGGCUUGGUAGCCCUAAUCUAAAUAGAGUUGUGUGGCCUACACAAGCAGCAGAAUGUGACGGAAUACCCCUCGGAGACGGUUAUAUUUUUAGUACUCCUUUGUGAGGCAAAUAUGUCCCUGGG
Messenger RNA from Sphaerodactylus townsendi, 1114 nucleotides. RefSeq names its product ribonuclease pancreatic-like. The record is from RefSeq and is a predicted model, not a curated record. The transcript has 2 exons. Lineage: Eukaryota; Metazoa; Chordata; Lepidosauria; Squamata; Sphaerodactylidae. The coding region runs from base 138 to 530 and encodes 130 amino acids. Gene Ontology annotation, molecular function: nucleic acid binding.